AUGUCGUGCGUCAAAAUUGCGAACCAAACGGUGGAAAAUCGCUCCUCCGUUUUGGAGCUGGUAAAGGAGCGAUUCUGGAUGCUGAUUCAGCGCGAUGUUGGCCUGAUUCCGGAGCACAUUAUCAACAUUUUGGACUUUUGUGGCUACUCGGCGAAUUGUGCAUUGGAGGCAAUCAACGAUGAGAAGCUGAAGAUCAUCGAACGGGAAGCCAAAGAGAUCCCCCAAAUCAUGCGCAUUUCCGCCAGCGACGAGGACCAGAUGCGCAAGUACUUUGGCAAGUUUUACCGCAACCCGCAAAACUUCCACAUCCUGAGCGGCGAGGCGCAGCAGAUCAAGAUGGUGGGCGUGUGUCUGCGCCAGAAGGGCAUCGGCAGCUACCUGAAGCUGGACGAGCUGACGCGGGUGCGUGACCGGCGCCGGAAGGACUACGACGGCGGAGGUUCCUUCGAGCAGCAGGCUCGCUCGCUCGCCGAACGGAUUCACACGUUUUACUUUAAUCGGUGCGACGGAUCUCCCCCGAACAUCGACUUUUGCAACAUGCUGAGCGCGAUCCAGGUGACGACCGAGAUGGGCGACGACGGGAAUUUGAUCGCGCACGUCCAGUGUCCCCUGUGUCAGUCGGAGAAACGGUUACGGGUGUCGCAGGAUCGAACCGGCCACUGGGUGCUGGCCAACAUUGUGUCCCACAUGAAUCGGCACCUGGCGGCCAUGUGCAAUCCGAGCAGCACCCCAACGAGCCAGAUGGAGGCGGCCACGGCCUCGGUGACGCGGUUGGAUGAUUCGGGAGUGGCGAAAAAGCUGAAAAUAGAGCCGCUGGACAUUGAUGACUCGUCCUCGCAGUACGGUGGGGCCAGCGCGUACGGGUUUACGAUGAGCAUGAACUGAGAAGUUUUUUUUUUAUAUUUGUCAGUGCACAAUUUUUACUACUUAGGGGCAGCAAUAUUAUAAUUACACUAACAAUUACUAUCAAAAAGAUUAAAU
This is a messenger RNA of Culex pipiens pallens (northern house mosquito), 981 nucleotides long. RefSeq lists its product as uncharacterized. NCBI's taxonomy places the organism in Eukaryota, Metazoa, Arthropoda, Insecta, Diptera, Culicidae. The transcript has 5 exons. The record is from RefSeq and is a predicted model, not a curated record. Bases 1 to 885 code for a protein of 294 amino acids.